Messenger RNA from Microdochium trichocladiopsis, 396 nucleotides. RefSeq lists its product as uncharacterized. The record is from RefSeq and is a predicted model, not a curated record. NCBI's taxonomy places the organism in Eukaryota, Fungi, Ascomycota, Sordariomycetes, Xylariales, Microdochiaceae. Gene Ontology annotation, biological process: DNA-templated transcription; transcription initiation at RNA polymerase II promoter; maintenance of transcriptional fidelity during transcription elongation by RNA polymerase II. The coding region runs from base 1 to 396 and encodes 131 amino acids. Gene Ontology annotation, cellular component: RNA polymerase II, core complex. The transcript is spliced from 3 exons. Gene Ontology annotation, molecular function: nucleic acid binding; DNA-directed RNA polymerase activity; zinc ion binding.
AUGGCAUCUCCAGGCUCAAAUGCGGGAGCUGACGACAGCGCGGCCCAGAACAACCUCGAGCAGAUCACCUUCCGUUUCUGCUCGGAAUGCUCAAACAUGCUGUACCCCAAGGAGGAUGAGGAUUCUCACAAGCUCCAGUUCACCUGCCGGACAUGCCAGUACACCGAGGAGGCCACCUCAACCUGUGUGUUCCGCAACAUCAUGAACAGCACGGCUGGCGCCACCGCUGGUGUCACGCAGGACGUCGGCUCAGACCCUACGCUUCCGCGGUCAAAUAAGACCUGUCCUGUCUGCAAGCAUGAGGAGGCAGUCUUCUUUCAGUCACAGCAGCGUAGCGCCGAGACCGGAAUGGCUCUCUUCUAUGUUUGCUGCGAGUGUGGUAACAUCUUCCAAUGA